ACAGGGCAAGCGGUGCACCUGGAAGCUCACGAGCGAACUGAAGAAUGGAGCAAAUGGCGACAGAAAAUGGAGUGGCAGCCAUGGCUGCCUGCUACCAGCGCUUUGACCCGGCAGCGUAUCUGCAGUACAACUACACGCCGCCACGGGCCGACUUUGACCGCAAGGACAGUAUCGUUCCAUGGAAACUGGCGUGCCUGCAUAGAGCCUUCACCGAAGGCGACGUGAGCGGCGAGCUGCUGGUGGACAUCGGCUCUGGACCCACGCUCUACCAAGUGCUGAGCGGCUGCGAGGUGUUCGACAAGGUGCUCCUCACCGACUUCCUGGAGGCCAACCGCAAGGAGCUGAGGCGCUGGGUGCAAGGCCAGGAGGGCUGCGGCCUGGACUGGACGCCGUACCUGCAGCACGUCUGCGAGCUGGAGGGGCGACGGGCCUCGGCAUGGACAGAGAAGGCGGCCAAGCUCCGCCGGGCGAUCACCGACGUCCUCCCCGUCGACGUGCACCGACCCCAGCCUCUGGACCCUCGCGCCCUGCCCCCCGCGGGGGCCGACUGCCUGGUGUCCUGCUUCUGCCUGGAGAGCGUCAGCCCCGACCUGGCCGCCUUCACCAGGGCCCUGGGCCACAUCCGGAAGCUGCUCCGGCCCGGCGGCCACCUCCUGCUGAUCGGCGCCCUCGGGGAGAGCUUCUACUUCGGGGGGCCCGGGGUGAAGAUCCCCGUGGUGCCGCUAGGCGAGGCGGAGGUGUGCGCCAGUCUGAAGGAGAGCGCCUACACCCUGAUCCGGCUGGAGGUCUACACGCUGCCCCAGGACAUGAGAGUGGGCGUGGAUGAUGUGACUGGGGUGUUCUUCGCAAAGGCGAGGAAGGAUUAAGGCACAACUUCCCCCAAAUGUGCUAUUUUACUUCAUUCUGUGUGCCUUUGCUGAAUUCAUUUAUAUUUUCCGAUGGACAAAACCAUGAGACCCCCUUUCUGUUAUAUGGUCACACAUCGCCCCCUGCUGUCUGAAAACAGCCACUACAGAAAGGCCAAUCUUUUAAAUCAGAAUCUUCUUUAUUUAAUGAUUAUGUAUUUCAUUUAUUCCAGAAAUAUAAAUAUGACUAUAAAGAUAUGUAUAAAUAUAUAAAGUAUAUCAAUGGUAAAACAUUAUAAUUUAAUGUAUUUAAAAAUUGACAUAUAUAAACAGAUAUCCAUAUAUGAAAAAUAUAAACUAUAAAACAAAACUAUAAUUCAAUGAAUUUCAAAACUGAGGUGUGGGAAUUAUAACCAAAGAGUCAUCAAAAUUGGAUGAAUGAAAGUGUAUUGAAAAUUUGACGAUAAGUUUUACGUAU
Messenger RNA from Phyllopteryx taeniolatus (common seadragon), 1323 nucleotides. RefSeq names its product phenylethanolamine N-methyltransferase. The transcript has 3 exons. Lineage: Eukaryota; Metazoa; Chordata; Actinopteri; Syngnathiformes; Syngnathidae. Gene Ontology annotation, molecular function: phenylethanolamine N-methyltransferase activity. Gene Ontology annotation, cellular component: cytosol. Bases 45 to 866 code for a protein of 273 amino acids. The record is from RefSeq and is a predicted model, not a curated record.